Molecule: messenger RNA, 510 nt
Organism: Beta vulgaris subsp. vulgaris (sugar beet)
Lineage: Eukaryota; Viridiplantae; Streptophyta; Magnoliopsida; Caryophyllales; Amaranthaceae
Exons: 1
Coding region: 1-510 (169 amino acids)
Source: RefSeq, a predicted model, not a curated record
AUGAGCUAUGGUGAAAAGGAGGGAGGGGUUGAUAGAAACAGGCGUGCUAUGGUUGCUUUCCGAGAAACAGUUGAUGAUCUCAUGCUUCGUGAUUUGGGCUUUGUGGGACCAUGGUAUACAUGGGAGAGGGGUAAUACGGCAGCUACUAGGAUCCGUGAACGUUUGGAUCGCUUCUUGUGCUCGGCUUCUUGGUUCGAUCUUUAUUCGGACUUUGUGGUUGACCAUCUUUUGAGAUAUAAAUCUGAUCAUGUGGCUAUGGUGUUGCGUCCCCAGACUCAUAAUACUCGAAGAAAGAAGAAUCGUGGGUUCCGGUUUGAAACUUGUUGGUUACUAGAUGAGGGUUGCGAGAGUGUUGUGAAGGAUGCUUGGGUUCAUUCGGUGGGGGCUGAGCUGCCGCAGCGUCUUACCUCUAUGGCUCGUGAUUUGGCAGGGUGGAGUUCGGUUAAAUUCAAGAAGAUUCAUGACCAAAUUGCACACACGGAGAAACGGCUUUUUAGAGCCCAACUGUAA